AUGGCGGGCUUCAUUACGCCGCAAUCCCUUCCACCAUCUCAAUUUACCCCUAUGGUGCCACUCCAGUGGUGUACGGAGUAUAUGAUUACUCCUGGGGCAGCGAAACCACACACCGUAACCCCUCCGGGACUGGCUUACUCCCUUGGAGCAGGAUCCGGUGUCUCUACUCCGAUGGGCCGUCUUGAUAGCAAAUCCUUAAGCCAUUUCGGUGAGUCCCAACAUGCUCAGCUGUACACGGGACCCUUUCCUCAACCCCGCCAUGCGGUCUGGAGGAAACAGGCCCCCAAACCGAACUUGAGGUUGGGAUAUCAAUCGCCAAUAAUCAAGGCAACGGAAUACAAAUGCCCGAAGCCCGGUUGCCAUGGACGCUUCAAACGACAAGAGCAUGUAACGAGACAUAUGAAGAGCCACCUGAAUGAAAAGCCCUACGUGUGCUGGGUCCCCGGCUGCCACCGUGCUUUCUCAAGAAGUGAUAACCUCGGUGCGCAUUUCAAGACUCACAGCAAACAAACCUGUCGCAAUCGAUAUGUUUCUACCCUGGAUGAAACCAGUCCCGACUAUGAUCCAGAUUUUCGGGGCCAGUUAACCGCCGAUGGACGUCCCGUUUACGAGUUCAAGCUGGAAGAAAAGCGCAUUGCUGAGCAUGGACACUUGGAUUAG
This is a messenger RNA of Aspergillus puulaauensis, 660 nucleotides long. Its product is annotated as C2H2-type zinc finger protein. Gene Ontology annotation, cellular component: nucleus. NCBI's taxonomy places the organism in Eukaryota, Fungi, Ascomycota, Eurotiomycetes, Eurotiales, Aspergillaceae. The coding region runs from base 1 to 660 and encodes 219 amino acids. Gene Ontology annotation, biological process: regulation of transcription by RNA polymerase II. The record is from RefSeq and is a predicted model, not a curated record. Gene Ontology annotation, molecular function: DNA-binding transcription factor activity, RNA polymerase II-specific; RNA polymerase II cis-regulatory region sequence-specific DNA binding. The transcript has a single exon.